Messenger RNA from Uranotaenia lowii, 1726 nucleotides. It is a transcript of the gene IFT57, whose product is annotated as intraflagellar transport protein 57 homolog. Gene Ontology annotation, biological process: non-motile cilium assembly; intraciliary transport. The transcript is spliced from 4 exons. Gene Ontology annotation, cellular component: Golgi apparatus; centrosome; cilium. Bases 383 to 1594 code for a protein of 403 amino acids. The record is from RefSeq and is a predicted model, not a curated record. Lineage: Eukaryota; Metazoa; Arthropoda; Insecta; Diptera; Culicidae.
GAAGAAGCCUAACAAGCAUUCCUCCGUUGAAAACGGUUGUAAUUUCCGAAAAUUUUGCGAGUUAUGGACUGUUUUAUUAUAAUUUAAUCAAUAAGGGACCUGCUGCCUGCUACGCUGAACUAAAUAUUUAAGGACAUUUUUCCAUUCCGCUCAUAACCGUUUAAUUGGAACAACACAAAUUUGAAGUAAUAUCGCCGCCUAUCCGUGUCAUGCGCAUUGAAGUGGCACCUCCUGUCCCGUAGCAACGGCAUCCGAAUGUUUUGUUGUGGCCUUGGGUUUCGUUAUCGUUAUAGAUUCGUAUCCUUCAGCCGAUUUGUCGGUUUCAGGAAAUGUUCUAGUUAGUUUCCUGUAGAAAGUAAUUAAACAGAUAUUCGAAUUAGUGAUGUUCCGUCACGAGUAUGGCCUGGCUAUGGACCGGGAUCAGCACGGUGCUUCGGUCGUUUCCUCCUAUCAGGUGGACGAUCUGAUGGAAAAGCUAAAGCUACUGAACUAUGAGCGGUUGCUACUGAAGGAAAUGAAAAUGAAACAGAUCAAUCGAUAUUACUUCCUGAAGUCGUUCAACCCAGGCGAGCAGUUUUUCAUGUUCACUUCCAUAUCUGCCUGGUUGAUUAGAAAAAUUGGCAAGACAUUCGAUCAACCGCAGGAAUUCGAUGAUCCCAACCUAGUUAUCUCCCGAAUUAUUCGGGUGCUACAAGAAAUGGAUGUACCCACAGAUUUUCAAACAAACAAGCUGAUUCAAGGAGCGGGACCGAUCUGCAUCUACAUAAUGGAUUGUCUUGCAACGCAGGCAUUAAAAUUGACCAAGUUUCAAAUCAAACGGCCGGAGUGUAAAAAGGAAGACGAUCCGAUGGUAGAUUUAAUUGAAAACGAUUCGGAGGUAAUUUUGGAGAAAGUCGAAGAGGAACAGAUGGCCGAAGCCAGCGACGAGAGUGAUGACGAAACGAAUGGGUUGUUCGAUUUAAAUUUUUCGGACUCAAAACUCAAAAAAGUUACCAACAAGGAAUACAAAGUAGAUUCGCUAACCGAUAGCGAAAAUUGGCGCCUUGAGCUAGAACGAGUGUUGCCGCAGCUUAAGGUAGUCGUCAAAACCGAUCCACGAGAUUGGAGAGCUCAUCUGGAGCAGAUGAGAAGCCUUCGAUCAAAUAUCGAAUCGGCUACGGAGGAAACGGAUGGACAGCUGAAAAAACUUCAAAACGAUAUCGGCUAUGUAAUGGAAAAGAUAGAAAGUCGCGAAAAACAUUUGAACAAUGAUUUAAAGGACUUGAUUCACCAGUACAAGGACAUACUGGUUGAAUACAACCAGGUUAACAAUCAGAUAAAAGAACGCGACAGCGAAAAGACUGAGAAGGAACACGAACUAUCGAAGAUUACGAACGAGCUUGAAAACAUAAAAAUUCAGAUGGAACAAAGAGGCAAUUCCAUGACCGAUGGAAGCCCACUUAUUAAUAUUAAGAAAGCGAUUUUUCGAAUUAAGGAGGAAAUUUCUGAAAUGGACAUCAAAAUUGGAGUUAUGGAGCAUUCCUUAAAUUCGGAAAUAAUCAAACAAAGUGCCCAAUAUGCCGAACUGGAUUCGAUGGUUAUGGCGGCGCAUUGAUGAUGAGACGAGCAUCCGUGAUUCAAGUAAGUGUUUACUCUUCAUAUUUAUGAAAAAAAAUGGUUUUGAAUGAUUUUUGUUGCUCAAUAACUGUGAAAUAUAACCUAUAUUUUUAAUGAUAACUAGACAGGU